Messenger RNA from Trichoderma virens Gv29-8, 1003 nucleotides. RefSeq lists its product as uncharacterized. Gene Ontology annotation, cellular component: membrane; oligosaccharyltransferase complex. NCBI's taxonomy places the organism in Eukaryota, Fungi, Ascomycota, Sordariomycetes, Hypocreales, Hypocreaceae. Gene Ontology annotation, biological process: protein N-linked glycosylation. Bases 1 to 849 code for a protein of 282 amino acids. The record is from RefSeq and is a predicted model, not a curated record. The transcript has 4 exons.
AUGCGUUUCUCUGUUGCCUCAACACUUUUGGCACUCGCCACCGUCGCCUCUGCCGCUUCCUCAUGGACUUUUUCGGACGGUACCGUUAAAGUGUCCUCGAAAAGCGGCAAUGGUGCAGUAGAGAAAUUCAGCGGCAAUUCUCGAGUGCAGAACACACUUACUCUGGGCCACCAGGACAAGCUCAAGGUGACGCUCACGACGAAAGAUGGCUCUACGGCGAAGCGACCGCACCAAGCUUUCUUGGUCGUAAAGGAGGCAUCUGGUCUAGAGGCGCCUUUCCCGUUGACCGUGAAGGACUCUGGAAAGGGAACGGUCGAGAUUUCUCAGAAAGAUCUUCCCGUCCAACUACUUCUAUCUCAAGAACCCCUCGAGGCCAGCCUUAUCCUGGGCUCCUUUGGCUCUUCCGAAGGCUCUGUCACCCCUGUUUUCGAUUUCGCCGUCAAGCUGGACCCGGCCACCGCUGCGCCAAGCUAUGAGAAGCCGCUGCGAUAUGGCAAGCUUGCUGAGAUCCACCACAUUUUCCGAGCCGAUCCCAAGAACCCUCCCAAAAUCGUCUCCAUUACAUUUGCACUUGCCGUACUGGCUACUGUGCCGGCCUUGUUUAUCGGCUGGUUUGCUCUUGGUGGAAACUUUACACAUGUGCAGAAGGCUCUGGGCAAUGCUCCCAUUUCGCACAUUGUCUUCUUCGGAUCAAUCAUUUCCAUGGAGGGUGUCUUCUUCCUCUACUAUACACAAUGGAACUUGUUCCAGACUCUGCCGGCGAUUGGCGUUGUUGGCGUCGCUGCCUUCCUGAGCGGAACCAAGGCUUUGGGAGAGGUUCAGCGCCGACGAUUGGCCGGCGAGAGGUGAGUAUCAUGAAGAGGGCAAGGCAGGCAACGAAAACGGAGUUGAGAUGGGAGGCUAUUUCUCAGUGUAGAAGCACCUGGACUAGAUCUCUAGCAUAGCAUAGCCUGGCUGAAGCGGCCGUUGGCAUAUGGCGAGACAUGAAGAGCCUCUUUUUGAC